Hypoxylon trugodes is the source of this 1099-nucleotide messenger RNA. RefSeq lists its product as uncharacterized. NCBI's taxonomy places the organism in Eukaryota, Fungi, Ascomycota, Sordariomycetes, Xylariales, Hypoxylaceae. The transcript has 3 exons. The record is from RefSeq and is a predicted model, not a curated record. The coding region runs from base 127 to 924 and encodes 265 amino acids.
UCCCACAGAUCCCUCUGUAACACCACCAUUUCCACUCGGAAAUAGCCCGUUUCGAGUGGAAUUUGUACAGGACGUUGAUCGCCUUGUUUCUUCUUCUUUUUUUCUAAUAAAAAUUAAAACGCUGCGAUGGACACGUCAUCAUCGCAAUGCGGUUCCUUCGACUAUCCAUUUUGUACCGACCAGGUCAGAACCGCACCCGCCGGUACGUGCUGCGAGGCACCCAAGCAGUGUCUGCUCUUCGCGGCAAACUCGACUGUCGUCUGCUGCCCGGACAAUGACUGUAGCGUCAUUGAUCCCAUCACCUGUGACAUCACCCAGCAGGUGUUCCCGGCAGAUAUUCUGACGACAAUCCAAAAGGGAAACCUCCCUAGGUGUGGAAACCAGUGCUGUCCGUGGGGUUUCCACUGCACGGAGUCCGGCGACUGCGAAGCAGAUGCCGACCAGGAUCAGUUGCCGGACGUAGUCGAGUUUCCUUCGCCGUAUGCGAACUCAAACGGCACCGCGAGCCCCGUGCCGUAUAAUACAACGGCGGCCCCGCCCAAAGCUAGCGUCGUCGUUGUCACCAGCGCAUAUCCGAUGCCCAGCCUCAGCCAGUCCAGCAACGCCGGCUCAGGGAUGAGCGUAGCCGAAAUUAUCGGCAUAUCUUUGAGUGCGAUCUUCGGCCUUGCGCUCAUAGCCCUGGGCGCCUACCUCAUCCGAAACUCCCGCAAAGCUGUCAGAGUUUUGAAGGACACGGAACAGGGUAGGGCAGCAGCAGCGGUGCCGGCGGGGAGCAGAACCCCCGCGGGGUUCAAUCGAGCUCCCGCGCACAUGGGAGGCGGGGUUAUGAUGAGGGCGGAGCUGGAUAGCAACCCCGUUUGCGAGCUGAUGGAUCCGGCGAUCAUACGGCCGGUAGUGACGGAGCCGUAUGAGCUCCCUGGCUGAAAUAGAAGACCAGCCACAGACAUACCAGGCUUUUGCCGCCCUUCUUUUUUUCGCCGAUUUCUGUUCGACACUGAAUGACAUUUUAUUGAAUAACCGCACCACGUUUUGUUUUGCGCCGAUGCGCGUUUUGGGUCCCGUCUUGAUUCGACGAAGACCGUGGGUACGAUAUGGAGAG